AAAGGAGUUGAGAGAACUCGAAAAGGAAAAGAAGAAGCAGAAACGAAAACUGGAGAAGGAGAGGAUCUUUCACCAGAAACGGCUGGAGAUUCAGCAAGAGCUGUUCGAGAUGCGCCAGCAGCUAGAGAAGGAGAAACGGGAGAUGGAACUGAAGUUCGAGAAGGCGCGAAUGGAGAAGAAGAACGCCGAAGAAGAGACCCAUCAGAAGAAACUUGACGAGAUGCGAGAAGAGAUGGACGGAGAGCUGAAGCGGAAGAAGGAGUUGACUUGUCGAGAAGUGGAGCAAGAAGGUGCCGAGGAAAGCUCGAAAAACGGGAAAAGCUCGAGAAGAAAAAGUCGGGAAAUGGAAAGCCUGGGAACGGGGGUGAGCGAUGCUAGAGGGCCCUACCGUAAGCAUUCGACACCAAAAGCGACUAAAAAGCUCACAAAGAACUUACUGUUGAGGUCGAAAUACAAGUCAAUCGGAGGUCCAUCGUAUCUGCCAGAGAGUUUCCAAACCGGGCGCGUCGAGGAUGAUACGCCAUUUGGACAUCCCGAGGUUCCGAAAAAGGAGGAUAAGAGUAGUAAGUCAGUGCGCGAGAUUGCAAAGACAAAGGUUCUUCCUAUUACGCUGGUGGAGAAAACGCUGAUCAACCGGCUGAAAAUUCGUAGUGUGACGCAGCCACCACGAGUGACGUAG
Messenger RNA from Armigeres subalbatus, 679 nucleotides. RefSeq lists its product as uncharacterized. The transcript has 4 exons. Lineage: Eukaryota; Metazoa; Arthropoda; Insecta; Diptera; Culicidae. The record is from RefSeq and is a predicted model, not a curated record. The coding region runs from base 110 to 679 and encodes 189 amino acids.